AGGAGAGGAUGGAGGCACAAGCCGCACCCUUUGAUUCAAAGAACGCCUGCUAUGUGGCAGACAAGGUGGAGCUGUACCUUAAGGGUCUGGUCACUGCCAGGGCCGACGGGAAGUGUACUGUAACAGUCACGAAACCUGACGGCACUAAGGAUGAAGGAAAAGAGUUCAAAGAUGCAGACAUCUAUGAGAUGAACCCCCCUAAGUACGACAAGAUUGAGGACAUGGCCAUGAUGACCUACCUGAAUGAAGCCUCUGUGUUGUAUAACCUCAAAGAGCGUUAUGCAGCAUGGAUGAUCUAUACCUACUCUGGGCUCUUCUGUGCCACGGUGAACCCCUACAAGUGGCUCCCUGUGUACGACGCAGAGGUUGUCAACGCCUACAGAGGGAAGAAGAGAGUGGAGGCUCCACCCCAUAUCUUCUCCGUCUCUGACAACGCCUUUCAGUUCAUGAUGAUUGGUACGAGCUCUCAUGGAUGGAUGGAUGGAUGGUUGGUUGGAUGGACAGAUGAUUGGAGG
Messenger RNA from Salvelinus sp. IW2-2015, 515 nucleotides. Its product is annotated as myosin heavy chain, fast skeletal muscle-like. Gene Ontology annotation, biological process: actin filament organization; vesicle transport along actin filament. Gene Ontology annotation, cellular component: cytoplasm; actin cytoskeleton; myosin complex. Lineage: Eukaryota; Metazoa; Chordata; Actinopteri; Salmoniformes; Salmonidae. Gene Ontology annotation, molecular function: ATP binding; microfilament motor activity; actin filament binding. The record is from RefSeq and is a predicted model, not a curated record.